Monopterus albus (swamp eel) is the source of this 4282-nucleotide messenger RNA. It is a transcript of the gene sema4gb, whose product is annotated as sema domain, immunoglobulin domain (Ig), transmembrane domain (TM) and short cytoplasmic domain, (semaphorin) 4Gb. The record is from RefSeq and is a predicted model, not a curated record. The transcript is spliced from 16 exons. Bases 299 to 2977 code for a protein of 892 amino acids. Gene Ontology annotation, molecular function: semaphorin receptor binding; chemorepellent activity. Gene Ontology annotation, cellular component: plasma membrane. Gene Ontology annotation, biological process: semaphorin-plexin signaling pathway; axon guidance; neural crest cell migration. Lineage: Eukaryota; Metazoa; Chordata; Actinopteri; Synbranchiformes; Synbranchidae.
UGUGUGAGCACUGGGGAACUGCAGCUGCAGCAGCAGAGCAGAUCGCUGUUGUGCAGCGGACAGGACGACUCCUAGGAUUUUUAUGGACUCCGGGGAAGAAGCAGCUGGUUCUGUCCUGCCUGACUGAUUCUCAUACUGCAAGACAGCUUCAUCAUACACAUCAACCUGCCUUAUAUUCCACGGACUGUUCUCAGCUGGAGGAUAAAAUAAGCAUCCACUUGGUGCUGGGCCGGAAGAUACACACUUCUCACAAACAGAUUGUGUACAACAUAUUGACUGCAGUCACGGCCGUGCUUGGAUGCAGGUCUGUGCGUUAAACAUGCAGGCCCAGAGAUCAGCCCAGCCUCUUCUGCUCCUGCUCCUGUUCUUGCUGCUCCUUGCCAGGCUGUCACAGCUGUGGGCCUUCCCCUUCAGCCCAUCACUGGACCUGGAUGUCACACCCAGGACAACUGUCUUCUCCAAAGGUCUGUUGGGCAGUGCUCGUUUCACCGGCUCCUCCCAGAACUACAGCACUCUGCUGCUGGAGGAGGAGGCUGGACUUCUCUACGUGGGAGGGAGAGGAGCUCUGUACGCGCUCAACAUCUCCAACAUCUCCACAUCUGCGAACCUCGCUAUCGAUUGGGAUGCUACCCCUGAACAGAAGAAGCAGUGUUUAAACAAAGGCAGAGACAAUCAGACAGAGUGUUACAAUCACAUCCGCUUUCUGCAGCGAUACAAUGAGACUCACCUGUACGUCUGUGGAACAAAUGCCUUCAGACCUCUCUGUGCUUAUAUAGAUGCAGAGCGAUUCAGCUUCUCCUCAGGCUUCGAGGAUGGUAAAGACAGAUGUCCAUAUGACCCAGCAAAGGGAUACACUGGCCUUCUUGUGGAUGGUGAGAUGUUCACAGCCUCUCAGUACGAGUUUCGCAGCUCUCCAGAUGUGCGUAGAAACUUUCCCUUCCCCACACUGAGGACAGAGGAGGCCCCCACCCGGUGGCUUCUGGAGGCAGAUUUUGUGGGCUCUGUGCUGCUGAAGGAGAGCAUCAACAGCUCUAUCGGUGAUGAUGACAAGAUUUACUACUUCUUUACGGAGAAAAGCCAGGAGCAGAUUACCUACCCGAGCCAGACCAAGGUGUCCAGGGUUGCCCGAGUCUGCAAGACGGACUGGGGUGGCCAGAGGACCCUGCAGAGGAAAUGGACUUCCUUCCUCAAAGCCAGAAUGGUGUGUUCAGUCCCAGAGUAUGAGCUGCACCUCAAUAUCCUCCGCAGUGUGUUUGUCCUGCAGGGUCGGGAUGCUCAAAGCAGCAUUUUCUAUGGCAUCUUUGGCCUUGAGUGGAAGAAUAUCAAAGCCACUGCUAUCUGCCAGUAUGCCUUCUCAGAUGUAAAGAAGGUUUUUGAGGGGCCGUACAUGGAGGUGCAGGACUCAAAGUGGAGGGAGUACACAGGAAAGGUUCCAGAGCCACGACCUGGAUCUUGCAUAACAGAUCUGCACAGGUCCCAGGGCAUCAACUCAUCUCGAGACCUCCCAGACAGUGUCCUCACUUUCGCCAGAAGACACCCACUGAUGGCCAGCCAAGUGCAUCCAAUAGGGGUCCGACCACUCAUGUUCAAGAGGAGUGUCAACUAUGUCAAAAUAGCUGUGCACAAGGAGCCGGCGCUGGAUGGAAACAUCUACACUGUUCUGUUUUUGGGAACUGACGAUGGCUGGCUGCACAGAGCUGUAGACAUCAAUGGAGAAGUGCACAUCAUAGAAGAGCUGCAGUUAUUUGACAAACCGCAGCCUGUAGAGAGCAUGGUCAUAUCCUCAGCUGUGCGGAGUAUCUAUAUUGGCUCCUACUCUGGAGUCAUGCAGGUACCGAUGUCAACCUGUAAGAGGUACACUUCCUGCUAUGACUGCGUAUUCGCCAGAGAUCCGUUCUGCGGCUGGGACGGGAGGGUGUGUGUGGAAAUAUCGUCACGUGCACAAAGGUCAAAUCUAACGCAAGAUAUCCUGAGAGGCAUCAGAGGCUGCAAAGAGAAUUCAGGAAACGUGGUCCACCGGAGACGUUCUGUGAUGUCGGGUGAUGAUGUGCUACUACAGUGCGAACUGCGCUCCAACCUUGCCAUUCCACGCUGGACACUAAAUGGCAAAGAACUCCAGGGAUACGGUCUCAGUUCAGGCUACCGCAUUGGCACAGAUGGCCUCCUCAUAAUUGGAGCUCGUGUCCAACAGAAUGGCUCUUAUCGCUGCUUUGCUGUGGAGAACUCGGUCUCAGUCCUGGUUUAUCUUUACACAGUCAGGGUGCACACAGAUCCGUUCAUCACUGUGGAGCCCACAGUCGCAACCAACCUCACGACGGUUUCAAGCCCAUCUGUUUUGCCCACCAGCAGCCCCAGCGAGCAGCCUCUGCCCUCACCUCCUGCCCCACUGCCUCCAGGGCCUGAGUUUCAAACCUACAGACACAUGGAAGCUGUGUACAUCUCCCUGGUGGUGGUUCUCGGAGGGCUUUGCUUGGUGCUGAGUGUCGUGCUGCUCUAUGUGAGCUUCUGCACCAGACGAACCUCUCGGGGUCGAAAGUUCUCCCAGCAAAGGCUGCACGUCCUGGGGGAAUCCGAGAGAAAAAGGAGCUCCCAUUUUGAACUCAAAACCAUAUCCUGCCACUGCAACGGCCAUCACGGUCGUCGGUCCAUCUCUGUGCCGACCUUUGGGGACAUGGCCGAUGGUUUCCUCCAGAUACUUCCAGGUGAGGGUCAGAUGUCUCCCACCAAAACACCUCCUCCAGCCCCUCCUCUUCCUAUGCCGCCUCCGCUUCCCGACAUGGACUACACCAAUGGGCUGUCGGCCACCCUGCCUAGCGUGCUGAGGAAGAUCAACGGGAACAGCUACGUGCUGCUGAGGCAGUCUGACCCUGACGGCAUGUCACCGCUCUACCACUCCUUCACAGAAGAGCUCAACAGGAUCCUGGAGAAGAGGAAACACACACAGCUGGACCUACAGCCUGAUGAGAGCUCCAUCUAGGACAUCCCUCUAUCUCCAACUGUAACGUAGUUGUGGGUAGAACUGCAUCAAACGCUGCUGUUGUUUACCCAGUAUCUAUUGGCUGUGUGCUAACCUGAACUGAAAUGUGCAGCCUCCUCUGUCUCCAGUGACAAAUGGGCCAUGGUUUCUCUUCAACAACAGACAACACUAACCAGAGAUUGUAUUCAAAAAGUGGAGCUGUGGAAAAAAGACUGCACUAUUGCAUCACAAAUUACCAUGAGUAGGGAGGUUAAUGAUGCUACCUCAGUGUAGACUCUGUGGAGGCUUGUGAAUGAUGGUCAGGGGCAAAAUAGGUCAUGGGUAAAAGAAAUAAAUCAGCCCAGAAGGUGGCCAUGUGUUUUGAGACCAUGGAAGUGUUCAACAAGUUUUUAGUGCCAUAUUAAUAUUAUCCUGCUAUAGAACUUAGUGAUACUCCAGCCAAAAUCUACUUUGUGCAGUGUUACAGAGCUAAGUAUGAGGCUGGUGGGGACAUUCAAGAUGAAUUAACUGGCAUCUCAUCUACAGGUGUGUCGCAUUAAGGCUAAUCUAUGCUGACCCUCCAGUUCCUCUUUCACAUGAACAACUAAAGAACUGCUGACUUAACAGCAACAGUAUAUUUUUAUUAAAAAAAACUUCAAGAAUGGUUUGAGAACUGUUUAACCACUUGUUAGGACUGCAAAUAAGAAAUUACUUUAAAGCUGUUAAUUAUUUUUGAUGAAUAGUUUAGUCUAAAGUGUGAGAAAGCUAGUGAAAAAUGCCCAUCACAGUUUUUCAGAACCCAAGGUGAAGUCUUCAGAUUGAUUUUGGCUGAACAGCUGUCUAAAACCCAAACACAUCCAAGUUGAAUUAUGUAAAAAAAAAAAAAGAACAAGCAAAUCCUCACAUUUUAUCUGCUGCUAAGAAGCCAUAAAAGCACAGGUGUUAAAAUAUGGUAGAUCAUACAUUUCAAUUUAUGUUCAAUUUUCCCCUCAUUUUCAUCUGUUCUUCUGUAAAUAGCAAUAAUUACAACACUGUUGCAGCUGUUGGUAGCCAUGUGUUGCACCAGUGCCAGUGGAAACACUUGUAGUAACAACUGGGUUUUUUUUAAAUCACUGUCUCUGUUUUUAGCAUUUGUGUGACAGAAGACAAACGUAUAAAAAACAGCUUGUCUGCUUCACAGAGCGCUCAGUUUGUGGGCAGGUUGACUGGCUUCAGGGCUCGGGAGGCCAAGGGAAACCACACAACACACUAAAAGGGGGCGGCUGUGGCUCAGGAGGUAGAGCGGGUCGUUUCCUAACUGGAGGAUUAGCGGUCCGAUUCCCGGCU